AUAUUAAUAAUAAUGAAGCAAAGAACAGUGAUAAAAUAAGAAAGAAAUUUCAAAAUUUGCAUGCAGAGUAUUAUACAGCUCAUAGAAAGAAAGAGAAGUAAUACAAAGAAAGUUAAAACUAAAGGAAGUAUAAAACAAAGGAAAAAGAAAGAAAGAGAUGGCAAAAGCCAAUAUGCGUGAAUCGUUCCGCAAUAUAAGGUUCACACUGACAUUCUUCUCUGUAUUAUUCGCUCCACGAAUAUCAUUUGUUAUUCAUCGAAUGAGCGAAUUAUUACAUAUAAUAUUCAUAAUUAUGUUGGGAUCAUCAUCUGCCACUUUUUCAAAUAAUAAGGAAAAUAUAGGCAAAUAUUUAUCUGCUUCUUAUAAUAAUUUUACAAGAGAUCUUUAUAAAGAAUUGACUUCUACCAAUGUAAGAAAUAUUGUUAAUUCACCAUUAAUAAUACAUAUGAUAUUGUCUCAUCUUUCUCAUGGUGCAGAAUCUACUACUUUAAAUGAAUUAACUAAGAGUCUUUAUCACUAUAAUAAAAUUUUAAUAGAAGAAGAAUAUAAGUCAUUAAUUAUUAAAUUAAAUGAACUGUCCAUGGUUAAAUUAUAUAUUGCAAAUGCAAUGUAUAUUCAAGAUGGAUUUGAAAUAUUGACAGAAUUUUUAACAAUAGGAAAAGAUGUUUAUCAAUCCGAGAUUUCAAAAGUAGAUUUCAAAAAUAAUGUAGAAGCAUCUCAAAAAAUCAAUGCUUGGGUUAAUGAAAAAACAAAUAAUAAAAUACCUUAUUUUGUAUCUUCAGAUAAUUUUAAUGAGAAUACAAAAUUAAUAUUAAUAAAUGCAAUAUAUUUUAAUGGUACUUGGUUAAAUAUAUUUAAUAUAAGAGAUACAAAGGAUAGAAUAUUUCAUGUAUCGAAAAAUCAAACAAAACUUAUACCGACAAUGUACAGUAAAUCUAAAUAUACUCAUGGUGACAUGCCAAUGUUGCAAGCUAAAUUUAUUGAAAUUCCAUACAAGAACCCAGAUGUUGCAAUGAUAAUAAUAUUACCAAAUCAAAUAGAUGGUCUUUUAAAUUUACAAACUAAUUUUUCAUUUGAAAUGCUUGCAAAUACAACUCGAUUCUAUAAUGAUAUUAAAUUAUAUCUUCCAAAAUUUAAAAUUGAGUUUACAAUAGAUUUAAAAAAUGCUUUGAAUAAGCUUGGUUUAAUUACAAUGUUUAAACCAAAUGCAAAUUUUAAUCGUAUUUCUAAUACGCCAUUAAUGGUUGAUAAAGUUUUGCAUAAAGCAAUUAUAGAUAUUAAUGAAGAAGGUACUGAAGCUGCAGCUACAACAGCUGUUUCUUUAAGACUUCGACGUUGUAUAUAUCCGGAAGAAACGGAAAAAUUUAUAGUUGAUCGGCCCUUUAUGUUUAUACUUGAAUAUAAACCAAACAACAUACCACUUUUUAUUGGGAAUGUACAGGAUAUAGAAGUUAUUUCACAAAGAGAUGAAUUAUAAAUUUCUUUAAGAAAUAAUUUCUAAUAAGGAAUAAUCAAUAAUUAUUAAAUUAAAACACAUAUUUUUGUUUUUAAUAUGUGUAUAUAUGUAUAUAUAUAUAAAUUAUUUUAUAUAUGUAUAUUAUAUGCAAUAUUGUACAUAUAUUAUACAUAAUAAAUAUAAAAUUCAUUUUAUACAAAUAAAUCAAUACAAAAUUUAAUUACAAAUAUACAAAAUGUCGCACAAAAAGCACAAUAAAUCAAAAAUAAUACAAUAUAAUAAUCAUUUAGAAAUAUAAUAAUACAAAUAUAAUUGCAAUAAUUCAUUUAGAAAAAUUAAUUUUUUAAAUAAAAUAACUUAUUAUCAGAAGUUAUAGUAAUAGAAUUAUGAAACUACAAAUUGUAUAAAGAAAUCUUCAUUAAAUAAAUUAUCUUUCAAUAUUUUAUAAUAUUUCAUUUAAAAUAUUCCUUAAUCC
Apis mellifera (honey bee) is the source of this 1931-nucleotide messenger RNA. Its product is annotated as leukocyte elastase inhibitor. Lineage: Eukaryota; Metazoa; Arthropoda; Insecta; Hymenoptera; Apidae. The transcript is spliced from 8 exons. Bases 158 to 1477 code for a protein of 439 amino acids. The record is from RefSeq and is a predicted model, not a curated record. Gene Ontology annotation, molecular function: serine-type endopeptidase inhibitor activity.